Messenger RNA from Ictalurus furcatus (blue catfish), 504 nucleotides. RefSeq names its product cytochrome c oxidase assembly protein COX19 (gene cox19). Gene Ontology annotation, biological process: mitochondrial respiratory chain complex IV assembly. The transcript has 3 exons. NCBI's taxonomy places the organism in Eukaryota, Metazoa, Chordata, Actinopteri, Siluriformes, Ictaluridae. Gene Ontology annotation, cellular component: mitochondrial intermembrane space. Bases 104 to 385 code for a protein of 93 amino acids. The record is from RefSeq and is a predicted model, not a curated record.
AAGUGGAAGCGAUUGUUUCGGGAUGCUUCACCUGAGUUCAUCUCAAACAAACGCGCUCAAAUUUUCGGUUUAAUGCAGUUUUACAGGAAAAACAAACUCAACAAUGUCGACGGCAAUGAAUUUCAGCACAAAAUCAUUUAAACCACGACCUCCUGAUAAAGGGUCAUUUCCCUUAGACCAUUUCGGUGAAUGUAAAGACUUCAAAGAGAAAUUCAUGCGCUGUCUCAGACAAAACAAUUUCGACAACACUCUGUGCCGACUACAGUCCAAAGAGUACCUGGAGUGUAGAAUGGACAAGCAGUUGAUGGCGAAGGAGCCUCUUGAGAAGCUCGGCUUCAAGGACCUGAUGGAUCAAGCCACAGAGAAGAGCCAGGAGAAACCUUAACGAAAACAAAUUAUGACAUGUAUUAUUAUUUAAGUUGAUAUAAAGUGUGGUAUAAGGGUAUUUUUCCAAUAGUGUGUUCAUUGAUUUAAUAUAUAAAAUGUAUAAAAAUGUUUGAUAUA